AUUUGUUAAUGCAACACAAGUAGUGACCUCACAUGGACUAGUUCAAACUAAAACGUAAAAUAGAUAACGGUAAAAUACAUCAAUAGUUUCAAGUUCUAUCAUAAGAUGUAGAAGCGACAUGUUUUUGUUUUUAUGAAAUUUUACGUCUUGCUAGGUUACGUUUAUUGUACAACAAACGUAACUAAGCAACUUCAAACAAUAAUUUAUUUUUAUAUUGCAACUAAUUGCCACUUGUAGUUAAGGUCGUGUUCGGGUUAGUUUACCGUUCUAUAUUUGAAAUAUGAACUCACCGCAGGAAGAAAGAGGUCUGGUACGUUCCAAAGACCUUAUUUUGGAAGUUGUCGAGAUAUUGUCUGAACAAGAAGAUCUUGAAGCAACUAUAAUUGGAUGUGGUAAAGCAUCUUUAAUGACAGGCAUAUUUGCCUUUAUUGGUGGUUUACUAGGUGGUCCAUUUGGAAUUUUUGUGGGUGGCUCUGCAGGAGCUGCUUCAGCAGCUCUAUAUUCCAGAGGAAAUGUUAGGUCUGUAGUUAGUAUCAUCAGGGAAGAUUUAAAUGCAGAACAAAAAAAUCGUUUGGCAAAUGCUGUAGGAAAUAUUAUAAAUUCAAUUACUGCUGAAGAUGCUGUAACCAUUGUGAUGUUGUUAGCUGGACAGGACAAAGUUAAGGCAAUGGUUCUUGAAGAAAUAGGGAAUUUCCUUAAAAGGGAAAUGAAUAUGGGCUUAGCUAAUUUAUAGUAGGUACCAGAAUAAUGUAAUAAAUGUGAUACUUUUAGUUAUGGACUGUUAAAAAUUUUUCUAUCAAUAAUAAAUUAUUUUCAAGACAA
Aethina tumida (small hive beetle) is the source of this 822-nucleotide messenger RNA. Its product is annotated as protein C19orf12 homolog. Bases 281 to 733 code for a protein of 150 amino acids. NCBI's taxonomy places the organism in Eukaryota, Metazoa, Arthropoda, Insecta, Coleoptera, Nitidulidae. The transcript has 3 exons. The record is from RefSeq and is a predicted model, not a curated record.